Epinephelus moara (kelp grouper) is the source of this 9333-nucleotide messenger RNA. RefSeq names its product leucine rich repeat containing 3B (gene lrrc3b). Gene Ontology annotation, molecular function: protein binding. NCBI's taxonomy places the organism in Eukaryota, Metazoa, Chordata, Actinopteri, Perciformes, Serranidae. The transcript has 2 exons. The record is from RefSeq and is a predicted model, not a curated record. Bases 286 to 1068 code for a protein of 260 amino acids.
GGUAAAGAUGCGAAUUCACACUGCGACUUGUACAUCAGUGAGCGGAUACAUGAGCAGGCAGGCUGCCCUCACAGCCUGUCUGAGCUGCUUCAUGUGAUAUGACCGUUUUCACUCCACCAGGUAAUGACUGUGUCUGCAGGCCUCAUCGCAGCAUGGUAACAUCUGUUCACACUCCAGUAUCUUCAGUGGGCAGACAGUGAGGACCAGUCGCCACAAUGCGAUGUGUGUAAGGGACCAGUGGCAGAGUAGUGGCCCCAGGCGGGAUGCUGCUGACAGCCGGUCAGUAUGACUUUGCUGGACUUGUGGCUGUCGCGCUCCAUCCCCAUGUGCCUGCUCCUUCAGAGCCUUGUCCUCAUGGCCCUGUGCUUCCCCUCGGCCAGCAUGUGUCCAAAGGGCUGUAUCUGCCACCGCGACCCUCACCUCCACGGUCUCAACGUUACAUGCAGUCAGUCCCGCCUCAAAGAGAUCCCCCCCAGCCUCCCGGUCGACACUGUCCUGCUGAGGCUAGACCACAACCAGAUUGGCGCUGUGCCCGAUCAAGCCUUCCACGGACUCAGACUUCUGAGGGAGCUCAACCUUUCAUACAACGCGGUGGAAACUUUAGGGGAAGGUGCGUUCAGUGGCAUAGAGGCGACAUUACAGGUGCUGGACCUCUCCCACAACCGCAUCACUAGCGUACACAAGGAUGCCUUUGCUCGGCUCAAGGCCCGCGUCAUUGUGGACGAUAACCCCUGGCAUUGUGACUGCGCCCUCCAGCAGGCCAUCGGUGGAAUGGCCCACAACCACGAGGCCGCCGCCCGGGUCCUCUGCAGGAGCUCGGAGCUUCGUGAUCAGGAGGGCCGACCUUUCUUGGCGGUGGACACUGACCUCUGUAACCUGGCCAAAAGGACCACAGACUACGCUAUGCUGGUGACCAUGUUCGGUUGGUUCGCCAUGGUCAUUUCAUAUGUGGUGUAUUAUGUCCGUCAGAACCAGGAGGACGCCCGACGCCACCUGGAGUAUCUCAAGUCUCUCCCCAGUAAGCCCAAGAAACCUGACGAGGCUGAUGACAUCAGCACUGUUGUCUGACAGCAGUGUCAAAGCGACUGUGUCCCACACAAAUCUAAUGAACACCAAAAUGUUUAUUGUAACAGGACCCCCAUUUAUAGUGUUUACUAUUUGAAACUUUUAGGUGAUGUGAGCAUCAGAUCUGCUGAGAAAUCUUUGUAUUUUGGAAAUUCUGUUGUAUGUCCGUACCAGGGUUUGUUCAUGACUGAUCCGAGAUGAGAUGACACGUGAAGGGAGGCCACAGAGUCUAAUAGUCUAACACCAACAUUAUCUUUUCUACAAAAACAAAAAAAAAUGCAUACGGAGCUUUGAAAAUUUGAAACUCAGGUUAAAAUAUUGAUAUGAUAAUGGCUUUUUGUAGAUGAAAUUUGGAAUAUCUGAUAAAAAGAAAUAUAUUUGUAAGACCUGACACCCUAAACUUCAUUUGCCAGAGCCUUCAUUUUGGUAUCUAAAAGCCCACCAUAAAAUACUCAUUGAGUUUUGCAAACACCUGCUAAACCAACUGCAUCUUUUAUACCCCUUAAAAUUAAAUACAAAUUAAAAUAUUUAUAUUGACAGUUCUGCACAGAAAUGUUAGCAUUUCUGAAGCCAAGGCCGGCUCAUUGAAAUUAUUUGAUCUGCAUGUUGUGUAAUAUUUUAGACCAUUAAAACCUUGGACAUGGGGUAUUCAGAUGUGAGGUAGUCUCAUUUCCCUGAUUGCCUUGAGCUGUGGUAGCCUGUUUUGUAUAGACAAAUCAAAAUGAAGGCAAAUAUAAUAGAGGUAGUAGGCAGUCACUGAAACACUGAGUGAACCAUGUCGCAGCUACAGAGAAUACUGGAUUGUAUGGAAGCCCAUUUCUACCAAGAAAAGACAUGAAUGAAAGGUCUGGAAUGAUUAACAUUAAAAAUACUCACUCAAAAUUAUGAAAUAUGAACUUAAAAUUUGGACUUGGGUGAAAAUGUUGAGUUACUAAAUCAGAAGAGUUAUAAGAUCAUAACUCAGAAGUAUCAUCUAUUAAAUCAUUUUGAAAACUUUACUUUUGAAGUCAAAAUUAAGAGAAAGUAGAUUAAAGUUUGACCGAGCUUUUUAGCUUUUCCUGCUACGUCACUAUUAUAAGUCAAGUUAAAAGUUUAGAAGCAGGGUUCUGAUUUGUCUUGUUACUGAGGCAGAUAUUGAGGUAGAAACAACACAUUAUGUGCUCAACUAUCAACAAAAUGGCCAGGCGCUGGUUUCAGUUAAGUUAAGAUUUUCCUUAAAGUCUGAGUUAAGGUUAAUUUAAGCUAAAAUCAGUUGCACAAAACACCCUGAAGUCUUAAAGAUUUCCUUAAAAUGUUCACUGAAGUAUUAAAGGUUUUCUCCUUAUCUCCAAUCUGAUGCUCUUCACUAAAAUGAGAGCGCUGUUGUUCGAGGAAACAGAGCGUCCUAUUUCUACGUGAAUUAACGAACAGUUAAGUUAAUCACACGGUCACUCUGCUUGGCGCUCUGCUGCUCUGUCUCCCCGGUCAAUGUGCCCAGAGUGCGCAAGAGUGCAGUGCUCUGGAUAACCAAACGCUAACUUCAACAGUGCUCCAAAUUUAUGAAAGGUCCAGUUCGUGCCAGAGUGCACUCCAGCGUUUUCCGAAUGCACCCUUAGUUAAACCACUGUGUUAAAGACCUUAGGUAUCACAAGCAUGAAUGCAAGCAAACAAAGAAGUUUAUGUUGUAAUGCAGCAAAUGUAAAGUUAAUGUUUUUCCUUAAAUAAGGAAAUCUUUUAAGGGAUUCUGUGCAGCAUAUUUAGGUAAGUCCCUAAGCUAAGCUAAGCUAAGGAGAAAUUAAGCCUGUCAUACUUAAGGAGAAAUCUUAAGGUGUUUUGUGCAACCGGUCCCUGUAUUUUUUAUUUUCAUUUUUUUAACUGUAGAUGUUCCUUUGUAUUUUUCAGGGUGUAGUUGAUCCUACUAAAUAGCCCAUAUGACUUAGUAUCUUAGAAUAAUGACUUUACCUUGUAUUUUUGUCAUUCCUUACAUUUCAGGCAGGUAUGGGCAUCCAUUCAUCCCUGAUUGGUCAGAGGGUGUGAAUUGAUUUCAGAUAGCCACACCUCCUUGAUGCAAUAUUCUCACUGGCAUUGUGAAUUAAUUCUUACAGUUGGAGCGCUGCUGAUUUGAGUUCUUACAAGUCUACAGCUUCUGCUUGUUGGAGUAUGAAUGUUCAUUACAAAGAAAGUGCCAAUACAAAGUUUCCAUUUAAAGAACUUACUGUCCCAAAAUUUCAAGAAACAAUACUUAUCUUUCAGUUGUAGCAAGUUUCCAUAAACAGGAUAAUGUAAAAUAGGGUGCAAAUAGUUCAUGCAAUUAUUUUUCAAUAACAACAUUGUGGAUUAUGUUUCUGAAUACAGAAGUUUGUUAAUCAUAAUGCUAAUCCCAAUUAUGGUUUGUGUUUAGGCUUGAGAAUAAGAGUUUUAAACUGAAAUGGCAUGGCAUUAGCAGAGGGUUUGUGAGGAGAACUUACUGAUGGUGAGGUUUUGUUCCAAAAUUAUAUCAGCCUAUUGCUGCCAUCAUCACAAAGAAAUCUGCACUCAUUAUACUGACAAAAUGGCUUAGUUUCUUGUUAUUACUACUUACCAAAUUAUUCAGUUUUAACAAAAACAUUUGUCACUUUAUCUUGACAUAUCAAUGAACUGUUAUCUGUACAUGAUUUCAGUAUUUAAUUGAAACGAGAGAGCUUUUUUGUGAUAACAGAAUACAGACUUCACUCAUUAAAACAAUGUCUAUAUUAUGUUAUGAGAAAUGACACAAUCGGAUCCUUAAAAAGAAGACACUAGCCUACACCAGUUCAUUACCACAUAUUAAAAUAGCGUACAGCUACAUGACAAACCAUGACAUCCUGGUCAUAAGGUUAAAAAACAGUAAUACCAAACCACAUUGUUUCUGCCCAACCAAAACCCAGAUGGAGCUCUGAGUUGAUCAGAAUGUUAAUAUGCUCAUCUGAGUCACCUCCAGUUAUUACUAUGCACUCACAGCAAAUAAGCUUUACAAGCAAUAGUGAGUGAAUUACAGACUUUUUUACACCACUUUUUGCCCCUCAGGCAACAUGCAAGCUGUUCUGCUUUCUUGGUGGAGGUUGUUAGGGCUGUGUGCAGAUUCAGGGUUGAUGAAAGCCACCGCCAGCUCCUUUUGCAUUUUUUGGGUAAAUCAUAAAAUGCAUCCGGUUUUAUUUAAAGACAAUUCUCAUUUAAGGAUGCUAGAACUGAUCGCAAAUCAAAGAUAAUGCAGUAGAAGACAAAGCUUUUUGUAGUAAAGACAAAUAAAAUUGAGUUUAAAUGGUCAUUGCUGAUACUAUGAUAACGAUAAUAUGAAACCGUAUCUACACUCUUAUGUGUAAUAACAACCUGGUGUCAUUUCGAAGUCAUUCAAAUCUGAUGCUUGGGCAGUGACUUCAGGCAUCAGACACCGCCGAAAAAGCCUUCCUUAAACGGCGACAUGAUUUGUGGUUGGUCGCCGGUAUAGUUAAAUGGUGGCAGGGGGAGAUACGCAGCGGGGCAAGCAGGGCGAGGAAACACCGACUUUCACCAGGGAGAGCGGUGUUUGUGUUCUGUAAGAUUCUAAGGCCAAAACCUGUUGUUUUUUUCCAAAACCCACCCACAUCCGUUAGUUGUUAAAGGAAAAAACAAACAAAAAAAACAUCAAUUCGUGAAGUCAUACUGUGCUUUUAUUUUGAAACAGACUAUGUAAAUGGUUAAUUUCCUGUGCAAACAGAAGUGUAUUUUGAGGGCCUCACUCCGAAGUCAUCCAAAUGCGGCACUUGGGCAGUGACAUGCAGUGAUAGAAACCAACGAAAAAAGGCGUCCUUUAACAUCGGCAUGAUACGCUGCCAGUUGCUGUUAUAGUUUAAUGGCGCCCGGCUGCGUCAGUGGGAAACGCGGCGGGACAGGGAUAAAAGUUAAGGCAGCAAAAGCCCGACUAGGGCAGGUGGAGGGGUGGUGACCGACUUUCACCCGAGAGAGUGGUGUUUGUGUCCCGUAAGAUUCUAAAACCAAAUCCUGUUCUUUUUCGUAAACCUAACCACGCGUGGUUGUUGUUGAAAGAAAAAAGAAAAAGUCAAUUCGGGGUGUUGUACCGUGCAUUUAUUUUGAAAGAGACUGUAUGUAAAGUUUAAAUUUACUGUGAAAAUGUAAGUUUAUUUUGAAAGUCACAGCGUCCCAGAACGUCAACAACCAACGCACCCAGGGUACCUUGCACGUACUUUCUAGACGUGGAAGUCCAUGACCAAACAUCGAUAUGUGAUGAAGUCAGAGUGAGAAUGUGUUGGUAAUAACCAGAAAGCUUCUUGAAAAAGUGAUAUAUUGUCAUAACAAACAAGAUUCCUGUUGAAAUUUAAUCAUUUGGUAUGUAGUAUAAACAAGAAUAACAUGUCAUCGUAAGAUAAUAAUACACUAUUAUAACUAGGUUUCUUAUUGGUGUAUUAAGGAAACUGAGCAAUGGUGACAACAACAACCUGCCAGACAGAGUCAUCACUUUUAACAACUCUGUCACUAUUGUUACGUUCCCUGAUCAGGCUCAGAGGAUGAGGGAAGUAACAAUAACACUGAAAAAGGCAAGCGGAGAUGGGUGUUUAAACAAAAGUUAUGGAUUCCACACAUUCAUUGAAGCCAUUAUCAUUAUCAGUUCAAUAACAAUUAACCCUUAAACUUUUUGAAGGUUGUCCUGGCAUGCAAAACAUCAAUUAACAAUCAAGUAAAAUUGGACAUUUGCAAGCCAGAAAUGUUUCAGUGGUUAUAUGUAAAAAUCAGUUUUGCAGCAUAUCAAGAUAAAUGUUUAUUUGUACUAGAUUCAUUUAUCUGCCUUGCAAUGACAUACUUUUUUACUAAUCUCUUAAAUGUUAUCAAAAUUAACGCUACAUUUAUAAAGUGAAGAAUAUGUGAUUAUUUAAGAUAUAGACCUAAAACAGACCUAAUCUUACAAAAAGAGUUGGUACAGGGUUGCAUGUUUUAAAUCUAUGCCUGUGUUGAAUCUUAUUUUGAAGUACUUAAAUUCCACAAAAUACGCUCAGACAAUGCAGAAAUCUUGAAUUUGAAAAUGUGUCCUUGUGUUGGAACCAGAACGGUACAUGUCAUAUGACUGCAGUUUAUGGUGCUAUGUGUAGCAAUUAAUCAGUUUACUGUCGGUACAGCGUUUUAGAUUCCCCCUUCUCCCUUCUCCCUUCCUGCUCCAUGAAAGACAUGACAAAAAAAUAGGGGACAACAGCGAUGUCCCAGUUCAGCAUAGGUCUCCUCUUGAGUCUGCAGUUUGAGUCCAGAUGUGUUGUAGCGGGCCAACAAGGCAUGCCCCAUUCCAGAGGUUCUUCCAGACUGAGCCUUCUUGGCCAUUGCAGCUUUGUUUUUUUGAGAUGUUGGAAAACAGUGUAUCCUUUGCUCUCUACAGAAACCCGUCCAUCACAUACAAGCUAUUCAACAUAAAUGUGCCAUUCUGCUUGUAUGGGCAUGUGCAUUUAAAUUUUAUUUCUAGUAUAUUUAUGCCUUAAAACAUUGACAAACUUGGUACAGUUAGUUGAAAGAAAAUGGUUUCCAAUAUAUCCAUUGGUUUUGACAACUAUGGUAAGAACUACAGUGCUUCGUAAAGACUGUCACUGAUAAGGACCCUGAAUGUUAAGUGAUGUGAAACAAUAGGUAUUCAACAACAUUUUAUAAAUUGGUCCCAAAAUUGAAUUUACAAUGAGGGAGACAGUUUCAUUCUUGACCUUGGGAGUGAUGGUUUCCAUAAAAUAAUCUUAACUCACGGUCCAAUUACUAGCUUUUUCCGAGGAUUUUGAUCUCUAGUCGUCAUCUGCAGAUGAAUGGUGCUCAGUUGACAUGGAGUUGGCUUAGCUGUCAUCAUGGGACCUAACUUGAAGCAGAACAUCGAUCAGCAGAUGGUGAUACUUCAUGGAUUGUAAGAAUCCAAACAUAAUACCAGGAUGGACAUUGCUAAAUCAAUGGGGACCACUUCAUAUUCACAUCCAACACCAGAAACCUUGCAGUGUCAGACAAAUGGCUGUUUGCUACAAUGGGGCAUUUUUCAACCUAUUGAGGCUUUGGAAUUAUGAGCCGUCCCAACAAUGGCAUGGCACCUUAUAGACAAGUUUUAAAAAGACUUACAUCAACGAAAUCACUGAGUGUUACUAAGUAUGUCCAAGAAAGCAAAGGAGAAGGGAACCUUACUACCCACUCUGAAUGAGGCUCUAAUUUAUCAUAUUCUCAAAAAGGAUAAACUGGCUUCUGACUGUAAAAGUCAUAGACCCAUAUCCCAUCUCGGAUAAGACCUAAAGAUCUUUUCAAAGGUCUUGGCUAAUCAAUUUCAAUUUUAUUUAUAAAGCCCAAUAUCACAAAUCACAAUUAGCCUCAGAGGGCUUUACAGCAUACGACAUCUCUUUGUCCUUGGACCCUCACAGCGGAUAAGGAAAAACUCCCCCAGAAAAACUUUAAUGGGGAAAAACUGUAGAAACCUCAGGAAGAGCAACUGAGGAGGGAUCCCUCUUCUAGAAAGGCCAGACGUGCAGUAGAUAGCAUGUGUAGACUGAUCGAACUGAUGAAAUUAUAACAAGUAUAAUCUUGAUAAAGUGGGUUAUAUUAAUUCGAGAAGCUUUGCAGACAAUGUCAGACGCCUUCUCAAUAUUACAUUGUUCUCUCUGAGCAAGAACUGUCCUAUGGCAGCAAUCUCAUUGGAUGCAGAGAAGGCGUUCAAUAGAGUCCAGUAACGGUAUCUGUUCCUCACUCUUGAACAUAUGGAUUUAGCCCAAAAUGCAUGACCUGGAUUGUAAGUCUCUGUUUCUACAAUGGCCCAUUGUUUGAGAUUGUUUGGAGGAAUUGCCCCCACGUAUCCUUCCUAAUUAUCAGGUAGCUGAAGUUUCUGAAAAUCCUAACUCUCUCUGUGACAACUGAGCAAACUCUGCAGAUGAAGACCAAGAAAUGUGUCCAAACACCCUUGAAAAAGCUCAUAAACUGAGAGUGUCUUAUUUGAUGUUUUGGAAUCCAAGGUAUUUGGGAAUGGUUUAACAUCUGUGGACAGACUGUUGCUGUGUUGUACUGUACAUUUCUUCCUUCAGUUUGUGAAGUCUAUGUUUGUUCCUGUUGUCUUUAGUCAGCUGUUGUCCGUCAGAGUCGGUCUUUGUGUAUCUGUUCUGAUCAGAAGUAAGCACAAAACUAAAUGUCAGUUUCGGUGAACUUCUUCUCGUUGGUGUUGUGUGGUUACUCCAGUCCUUCAGAAUUAAUGCAGUUUACCGUUUACUGUAACCAUUUGCCUUCACUUGAUUUCACUUUCAAGGACAGAUUUCUUUAAGUCAGAGACUGCAGACUAUACGAUCAUCUCAGUCAUGACAAAUCAACACAAACAUCCCUAUUCAAUCCAAGCUGCCAGUGCAUGCAUCAUUCCCCUUUAAUAACACUGUGUACACUAAUGUUCCCGGCAGCGGGUGAAGAGAAAAUUGACGCUGUCAUUUUCUCAAAUGGCCUGCCUUCCAUCACAGCAGCUGGAACAUACGACCAGAGAAAUCCAAUGAAAGCCACUUGAAAGACAAGAUUGAUAUGUGAAGGUACAGGAAAUUAGAUUUUCACUGAAAAAAAAAGCUCAUUUCAUACAUACUGACUACUUUAAAUAAUGACCUAAAGAACUCCUGCACAAUGAAAUGUUGGAUACUGGGUGUUGCUGAUAUAUUGUGAAAUUUCCUCUCAGUUCAUGUUUCAAUUGUUUGUCAUAGAAUUUGUACAAUUAUGGUUGUUAAAAUGACGUCUUAGGGGAUAUGCAACGAGAAUACGUAGGUACACUAGAUCACAUGUAAAUAGGAACGUUGAUGUUGUGUGAAAAUACUUGAAAUCCCUUUAAUUAGUUGUUCUUGAAUGUGCUGAAUCCCUUAGCCUUGUCUUGUAGAGGCGACCUCAUACUCCUCAUGACAGCAUCAGGAUAGACUAUAAAGUGCAUGUACAAUGUAAUGAAGCACAGUGUAGCCAAGGACCUGAGAGUAUUUCUAAGUGCCUGAAUACUUCUCUCACCAUUUUAUUUUUUUAUUUACAUCUUCUGUCUCCACCUCUGGUCUUUGUUCUAAACGCAUAAGCCUCUCUUAGUUUAGGAUACUCACUAUUUAGUGGAUUUGCCGAUUUAGGUUUAUUUUGCAACUUAGAAAAACACUGAAUCAACCAUGCUGAUGUAAAGAGCUGUUCAACUAAAUUAUACUGUACCAUAUCACAGUUUUCCGUGCACGACAGGGUGUGAUAGACUAACACAGUGGAGGAUAAAAAUGUUAGCUCUGACUAUCAUGGUUGUGUUGUAAUGGCAUGACAUACAGAAAAUGAAAUAAA